UUCUUACAAUGGCGGCGGCAGCAGCACGGUUACUCCUGAGGAGCGUAAGCUCUAAAGACCCUGUCACCAAUAUUCAUGCAAGUUUGCACAAUAGUUUUGGAGUAACACUACUCAAACUCUUCCCGAGCUGCACAUUUAAGCCGAAAACGCAAAAAAGACAUGCCGCGCACUUCACCUUUCAUCCUGACCCCGUCCCAACUAAAUAUGGCUCCACCAUGAAGAUGAACUUAUUCCAGUCUGUUACCAGUGCUUUGGACAACACCCUUUCAAGUGACCCCACAGCAGUAAUUUUUGGGGAAGACGUGGCUUUUGGUGGAGUGUUUCGUUGCACAGUUGGACUUAGGGACAAAUAUGGCAAAGAUCGCGUCUUCAAUACUCCGCUGUGCGAGCAAGGCAUAGUAGGAUUUGGAAUAGGUGCAGCAGUUGGAGGAGCAACUGCCAUUGCAGAAAUUCAGUUUGCCGACUACAUCUUUCCAGCUUUCGAUCAGAUUGUAAAUGAAGCCGCAAAGUACCGGUACCGCUCGGGUAACCUUUAUGACUGUGGGAACCUGACCAUCCGAGCACCAUGGGGCUGUGUGGGCCAUGGCUCCCUCUACCACUCGCAGAGUCCUGAAGCCUUCUUUGCCCACUGCCCUGGCAUUAAGGUGGUCGUGCCUCGAGGUCCUAUUCAAGCUAAGGGACUUCUCUUGUCCUGCAUCGCCGAUAGGAACCCCUGCAUCUUCUUUGAACCCAAGAUUCUCUACAGAGCAGCAGUGGAGCAGGUCCCUACUGAACCGUACCUCAUCCCCCUUUCCCAGGCUGAGGUUCUGCAGGAGGGAAGUGAUCUCACCGUGGUCGCUUGGGGCACACAGGUCCAUGUAAUGAGGGAGGUUGCUGCUAUGGCACAGGAGAAGCUUGGUGUCUCUUGUGAGGUCAUCGACUUGCAAACCAUUUUGCCCUGGGACAUAGAGACUGUGUGCAAGUCGGUGGUGAAGACAGGCCGCCUACUGAUAAGCCAUGAGGCACCAGUGACAGGAGGCUUUGCUGCAGAGAUCAGCUCCACUGUACAGGAGGAAUGUUUCUUAAACCUGGAAGCACCCAUCACCAGAGUUUGUGGAUAUGACACACCUUUCCCUCACAUUUUCGAACCCUUCUACAUCCCAGACAAAUGGAAAUGUUUUGAUGCUGUAAAACGAAUGAUUAACUACUAAUGCUCAGACUUUUAAGACAUUUCAACAUGGAACUCUUUCUCUACUGCUUUUUCGUCUCCAGAAUCUGGACAUGAUGAAUUCAUCGCAGAGUUGGUUGCUUCCCUUGUUCACUGGUAGACUGUUACUUGUGGGGUUCGUGAAUGCAGUUGACUGACUCUUAUACUAUGAAUGAACAUUAACUUGUAGAUCUCCAGUGGGUGCCCUUUCAUUGUCAUUGGUGGUGUUUUCCCCUUUUUUUGAUGUUAAGAAUGUGACCCUCUCACAUUUUAUAAAGCUGAUAUAUGAAAUUAUACAAUUACUGGUUUUUACGAAGGAAAUUAAAGGAAUUCUGCUGAUGUGACUCCACCGAUUCUUCUCUGACUGCCCCUGGUGAUGUGCAAGGCAUAAACAAGGCAUUUAACCAGUAUACACAAACUGUGCUACUCAGUUAUUUAUAAUUUGUCUUGUUCGCAUCAUAGACACUGUAAGGUAUGACCAAAAUGGAAGCUGCUUCAUGAGUUCCCUAUUUCCCUGCAGAAAGCUUAUUCCUUUCCUAUUAUUAGAUAUGUUUGUUUAUAAUCAAAAAUGUGUUAACAAAUAUAAAAAGAUUAUGAUGGUUGUAUGUUUUUUUUUUUUGGGUGGCGAGAGCAGACUUGAUUUAUACAUACUGGGUGGAGACUGAUCGGAUAUGAAAAUGCAACUUUAUAAUAAGAUAAUAGUUAAGCUCUUUAGGAUUGAUGUUCAAGUCCAUUGCACAUAUUCAAAAGGUAAGCUGUUCGAUAAAGGCAUCUGAAAUGGUUAAGAGAAAAUAAUCAUUGCCAUCUGCGAAUUAGCAUAACAAUACUUAUAUGUUAUUUUCAAGGUACACAAAACAGUUAUGCAGUGUAUGUUCCCCAUUUUAAGACUGUCAUUGAGAAUCUUGGAGUAUUUCUUGACCUCUUUUGUGUGAUGUCCAACUUGCUCUUAAGUGGCAAAUAUAAUGGGAAUGAAUAUAAUGUUCAUUAAUAACAGAACUGUAAUACUCAAUUGGUCCAUAGUACUAACUUAAAUUUGCAUCAGCAACUGAAGGUUCAUCUAUAAUGCACUUGUAAAACAAUAAGUAUGUGUUAAGAAAGUUGAUCUGUGGACUAACUGCUGUUUGAUCUUUGUGCUUAGAGAACAUUGCCCUACUGGCCAGUUCGUUUGGGCUGUGCCAUUUACGUGGCACUACAGAUGUAUUGCCAUGUAUAUUUUGACGUCUUCUGUAAGGCAAAUCCAUUUUUACUCAGUCUCGCACAUCCUUGUGUGGAAUAUGUAGAACUUCCAUCAUACAUUUCUACGAGGUGGGCUUCUGUGUUGUAACGUAAGUAGACAUGUAUGUGACACCUUCCCUUGCCACUAUAAAACUGCAUGUGAUGCAGGGACAGUGUAAUAUAUUUGAUGUCAGGGAUCAAAUCGCACUUCAUGUAUAAGGUAUUGUGUGGUCAUGUCUAUGGUGUGUAAACUUAUGUACAGUUUUAGGUCUGUACAGGUUUUUCUAUUUAUGCUGCUGGCCUGCACUUACAAAAAGCAUUUGCAUAGAAAGAAGAAUUUAAAAUGCUACUUUGUUCAUGAUUGUCCUGACGUGAAUACACACAUCUUUGAUGUAUGUAGUAUGGUCUCGUGCAUGCUCAGAAUCUUCCCCAUUUUGUCAUGUAUCUUUUUUUGUUUUUUUUUGUUUUUUGUUUUGUUUUGGUUUUUUUUCAGUGGGAGGUUGUGGCUUUGAAAUUAAACUCAGAAAGCAAAUAAAGAAACUAACCCCCACCACAUAAGGAGAUAAACUGAGACAAAGCCACUAAUCACAAAGUAUCUACUAACAUCAUAAAAACAUCUGAGAAGGUUCUCUGUGCUCUUAAGCCUUUUGACCGCAAAUUAUGGACAAAAUACAUAGAUAAAAUAGUAUCUGUCAUUUUGGUUGAAGGGAAAAUGGCCCAGACCACAGUGGCAGCAAAGGGCCCUCCCUUCAGCGAGCUAGAGGAGAUGACCUCUGGUUAAGAUGGUGUUAUAACACUUUUCAAGCAGACAUGGUGCUGUUAGAUGUGUGAUUGGUUGAGAGAGUUCGCGUAUAUGUUCAUAUGUAUAUUAUAAAUAUUUUCAAUUUGUUAAAAAAGACUACUUGGUACUUAAUGUAUUUGCUGAUUGUGGGAGAAUUUUGGUUUUAAAGGAUUACUGUAUCAAAAUUUAGAUUAUUAAUGAUUUUAAAGAAUUAAAGCUUGAGUCCGCAAGACUUGCAAGUUCACAGAGCAUCAUAGAAGUUUGCAAAUUUACCAUUUAUGCUACAAAUGUAAUUACUUUAUAAUGCUCAUUCAUCAAGUGGUUUCUUUUAUAUGGGUAGGUUAUAUACAGGGCCACUACAGAAUUCAUGAUUGAUAUUGGUUCAUACCCAUAAACUGUAAAUCACUUUACUCUAAUGGAAUACAGAUGUUUUAAUGGAUUUCAGAAAUCCAGCUGUUAGUGGAUUUACAUGUUUAGGUUUGGCCCGCAUGACACACACUAUUUCGCAAUGUGUUUCCUACUAGUAAGUGCAUAUGGUGGAAACCAUGAUUUAUUUUAUCAUUUUUAGAUUCAUACAAGAAAUCUGAAUGAAUCAUGUCUUGGAAUUCCUGUCCUUAAAUGUCCUUUUUUUAAAAAAAAAAGUGCAGAAUCUGUUAUAAACACAAUUCAUAGCCUUUGUUUGUGCUUUCCUUAGUAGAUAUUUGUUAUUAACCUUGUAUUAACCUAGUGUGACCCAACAAUAAACCUAGAGGAACUAGUUAUUUUAGAUACUGUAGUAUAGGAUGGAUGCACCGGAGCUGCUGGGGCUUCUGGCGAAUUUAGACUUCAUUUUGGAGCUUCGUUUCCUCACUGUGCCGUCUCAGCCUUUAAACCCUCCCCUGGGGCUUCCUCUCACAGCUCCUCUUGCUUCCACAUAGAAACCCUGCACUCUGUGGUCCAAAAAGAAUAAUGAUGGGAAAUUGGUCCAAUGUUUUGUCAUGUUUUCUGACUUGUGGGUGAGAGAGGUUUGUACUACAGAACUGAGGAAAUUAUUCUGAAUUUACCAAAACAUUGCAUAACCGAUUCAGAAAGUUAAAUUAAAAAGUGCUAAAUAAAUUCA
Messenger RNA from Electrophorus electricus (electric eel), 4281 nucleotides. RefSeq names its product branched chain keto acid dehydrogenase E1 subunit beta (gene bckdhb). Gene Ontology annotation, cellular component: oxoglutarate dehydrogenase complex. Lineage: Eukaryota; Metazoa; Chordata; Actinopteri; Gymnotiformes; Gymnotidae. Gene Ontology annotation, biological process: branched-chain amino acid catabolic process; response to nutrient. The record is from RefSeq and is a predicted model, not a curated record.